AUGGUGAAUACCAUCAAUCAAGUCGCCUCCGACGAGAACAUCAGAGCUGUCAUUUCGUUCGACAAUAGCCUCAGUGACUGUAGCCCCAACAUCAAAAAUGGCCUUAUCACCAAGACUAUCCUAUCAGGGAGACGAGUGUUUGUCAUCUGCAUUCUGGGCAAGAUCCCAAUAAAGUAUCUCCGGGUGUUGCUUGAAGAAGAUCUUGUUACGGACUCUGAACUUCCUAUAGCACAGAAGAGGGUCACCUCAGGAUUUGCAAAUUCACCUUACCUCCUCGCAAGCUUCCUCCGCGCCCAAUUCCGGCUGGAAGGUCUAUCUCAGAUGCCAACACAGGGACGAUUUCAUCAGCAAAUCGAUGAAGCCCACACUGUUCCUAUCUCCGUCAAAAGUCGCCUAUACGAUAGCUUACGGUCGAGCGUCUACGAGAUGCAGAUCAUGUUUCCCGGAACUAAUUUCCCUUUACCCCCAGGCCAAGAUCUCGUCAUCAAGCAAGCAUAUCCGCAUGCAACCGAAUGCGGUACGGAGCGCGAAUUCCUCCAAGCGCUUGCCGAUAACAACAUCUCACAUCCACAUAUUGUGACUUCCUAUACUGGCUUUCAGUUCAGGACAGGACAUUACGUCGUCAGCGAGCGCGGCUCAGGAAACCUUUUGAAGUUCAUGCCGAAGUAUACUGACGGCGCUCAAGCAGGUCUUGACUAUGACUGGGUUGUUCGUCAGUUCAUGGGCCUCACAGACGCUCUCUCAAAGAUACACGGGCCUACUACGAAAGGUAAUAACGGGCUCUACCGCAACAUUGGACUCGACAAUAUCCUGGUCUUCGCCAAGAACGAUCUGAAUCUGCAAGACAGUACCCUGAAGUUCUGCGGCUGGAGUUGUGCAAAAAUGACUGAUAGAGAACGGAAUGAAGAAACCAGUGAAGCAUCAAGCGAACAAGCAAGCGACAAGCCGGUUAUUGGAACCUACAAUGAAAACAAACCGUCGGAGGUCAUUCGUGGCUGGAACAUCGCAGUAUCUCGUGAUAUCGAGCGCCUAGGGCUGGCCUUUCUCGAAGUACUCGUAUGGUUCCACGAGGGUGAAGUCAAGAUGAGUGACUUCGUGGAGCAGCACCGAUACCGUUGGAAUGAUAUUGUCCCAGGAGGGCUGAAGCUUGCACGUACCGUGCAGCAGAAGAUAAAAGAGAUUGGCGAUAGAGGCGCUGAGUGGAAGACUGUGGUCGAUAUCAUCGGCCAAAUGCUACAGGUGAACGUGGUGAAUACUAGUAGAGCAAGUGAUGUAGUCACUGCUCUGGGUAGCCUCUUAGACACUUAG
Messenger RNA from Alternaria infectoria, 1308 nucleotides. RefSeq lists its product as uncharacterized. The coding region runs from base 1 to 1308 and encodes 435 amino acids. The transcript has 2 exons. Gene Ontology annotation, biological process: protein phosphorylation. Gene Ontology annotation, molecular function: protein kinase activity; ATP binding. NCBI's taxonomy places the organism in Eukaryota, Fungi, Ascomycota, Dothideomycetes, Pleosporales, Pleosporaceae. The record is from RefSeq and is a predicted model, not a curated record.